AUGGUGCCGGCGGACGCCCCGCUGUCCGCGCCCCGGCGGGUCGGGGUCGGGGUCGGGGUCGGGGUCGGGGCCGGGGCCGGGGCCGGGGCCGGGAGGAGGCGCGGAGCGAACGCGGCGGCACCGAGCGCUCAGCGCCCCCCCGCCCGCCACGGCAACAUGGCGCCCGCCGCCCUCCGCGCACGCGCGGCACAGCGCCCGCCCCCUCCCCACCCUCUGUCCCGGAGACGCCUGCGCGCCGCGAGCGGGGCCGGGGCAGCAGGGUCGCGGGUUCGGGACCCGCCGGCGCUGAGCCCGUCCCGAGGAGCCGGCUCCCCCCCAGCCGCGGCCCGUGUGCCGAGCCCGCCGGCUCCCCGUGCACCACGGACCGACCCUGGCCCCCUGGCCCUGCGGUCCGUCCCCCGGCUCUCCAAGCGUGGGGAGCCGCUUGGGAACACCACCGUCUUUUGGCUCCGCCUGGCCUGGGUCCUGGCCCGGCCCCGGCUGCGGCUCCUCCCAGAGUCCUCCCGCGGCCCCGCCCCGGUCGGUCCGGCCAGCCCCGCUGCGGCCGCCUCCUUUGCUCGGCAGCUCGGCCGCCGGCCCCGAACCGCCUGUGCGCAGUGCAGCAGAUCGGGAAGCAGAGUCCGGGGAGGUUGGGGGCCCCGGGAGAGCCCGGUGUCGCCCGCACGGCCGGAGAAGCAUCCCUGGAGCAGCUUUACGGGAGGGGCCGCUGCAGGGAGCGGCGGCUGCGGCAGCGUUUACUCGGGGACGCCUCGCUGUCGGCGCCCCGGCAAGAGGCGGGACGGGUCGGAGGAGGGCAGCGGGCGGCGAGCUCAGCCUGGCGCUCCUUGGCUUGCAGGUGCCCAUCAAACGCGUGUCUCGGGAUCGCAUCUGGGAGUGGGUCAGCCCGAGGGCGCCUCUGUGCCCCUGGAGCUGGUGAUGCUCUUCAGGAUGUCCUCCGGUGGCUUCCGCGGCAUCGUGCAGCUCCUGGACUGGUUCGAGCUCCCCGACAGCUUCGCGCUGGUGAUGGAGCGCCCGGAGCGCUCUCAGGACCUCUGGGAAUUCGGGGACGAGCAGGAGUUCCUGACGGAGGAGGUGGUGCGGGGACUGUUCCCCCAGGUGCUGGCGGCUGUGCGGCACUGCACCAGCCGCGGCGUCCUGCACCGCAACAUCAAGGGCAAGAACAUCAUCCCAGACGUGGCCACCGGCGAGGCGAAGCUGAUCGACUUCGGUUGCGCCACGUUCCUAAAGGACAUGAUCUACACUGGGUGGGCAGGCGAGGCCAAUGCAGGGGCAGCAGAUAAAGGCACUCACAUGUGGGUGUUUUCCAUGCAUGUAUAUUGUGGUCAGGCCUUCCUGGGGCCCCCACUGCCCUCUUCCAGCACUGGGGGCCUUCUCUUAAAACCCAAAGUUUGGAAAGAAGUUGGGUGCUGACAAGAAGGCAGCAGGUCACAUUAGUGCAAGCCCUGCAUUCCCAGGGAUGUCUGGGUGAGGGUCUGGGAGUGGGCAGCAUCCACCUGAUGAGCACCUGAUGUCCCGUAGGAACAUGAGAGUACAGCCCAACAGAAUGGAUCCUCUUGCACUGCUGUCGUGGCCAUUCAGCAACAAUCUGGUCCCUGGGCAUCCUGCUCCAUGAGGUGGUCUGUGGGGACCUUCCUUUCUAUGAUGAUGAGGACAUUGUCCGGGGCCAGCUUUUCUUCCCAUCCACGUGUCUCAUGGCAUUAAGAAGCCAAGAAAAGCAGUCUGUUUCCCUGAGACCGUAGCAGAGUAAGGAGCACAGCUGAUGAGAUGCUUCCGUUGGUGCUGGGGGAAAUUGAGGAAGUGGCUGAACGCUCUCCAUCGUAUUUGAGAAGUCUUGGCAGUCUGGUGAAGUUCCCACAGACUGGAAAAGGGGAAACAUCCUGCCUGCACCUUAAUGGCAUUGUGGUCCUCCUACAAACUGGGGCACAACUGUGGUGUCCUGGAACAUGAUACCAAGCUGGAGAACAACACCCUGGGAUAUGGGCACUGGUGGGGCAAAGCUGAUUGCCUUUGGUUGCAGCGCCUUCCUUGAGGACAUAACUCUGAACCCAGAUGAAAAAAGAUGAGUCCACACCCGGUGGGGGCUGAGGGGAUGCUCCCGGUCUGAGGCAUUGAGGGCUCAGCCUGGCUGGGCACCAGAGGUUCCCUGCUUUGCUGGGGUUGAAGAGGGUGGGAUAAAUUUUUCAGCUGGCUGGCAAGUAGCUUUUUGGUGGGGGAGAGGGUGGAUGUUAUGAAAUGGGAACCAAGCCGGCUCCUGGCCUUGCUGACAGCCUGCGCCAGCCACCCUGGCCCGGGCUGGGGAAACCAGCCCGACAAAAACAUGGCAGGGGGUCAGAGGACAGAGUUCUGCACCCAUGUGGUGGUCGUUUUUGUUUGCAGGCCCUUUAUGAAGGGCUGGGGCUGGGAAAGUUGGGGGCGUUUCCCUGCCUGUGGGGAGGUUUAUUCCUUGCGUGGAAGUAGUCAAACCUUCCCCAGGCCUGUGAUACAAUGAUAAGAUUUUACGUUAGUCUCGUUUCCAGGUUUUGGUUUUAAUUUACUUUCAUGCAAUUGUUAUUUGUCUUUUUAAAGAAAAAUCUACCAUGUGCCUGGACCAGACUGGGAAGUGCUGGGACUGCGACGUGGAUUCACUGCCAGUGCUACCCUGGCCGUGACCCUUCAAGACAGACAAGGACAUCAUCUGGGAUCAGCUUUUCUUUCAGCAAUGGGUCUUUUGAGGUGGGUACCCAGCUUUAUGGCAUGGGUGGCAGAACGGGUUUUGGAAGAUGGCAGCAGGCACACAAGCAUUCUUCUCUUGCAGAAUCAGCUGAGGAGGUUGAUCUCCCCUGGUAAGCUGGAGAAGGUAGGUGGCACAUGUCCUGCCAUCCUGCUCUCCUCCAAAACAGAGAAGGGACUGGGAGGCUUGGGCUCUGAGCACACCCAGUGGCAUGGCCUGGGACUGUGGAUGGUGGGACAGGGUGGACAGGAGCCUUCUCCCACUGUCUGUGGGGUUCUGGUUUCUCUCCACAGUGGCCCAGCACCUCAUCACAUUGAAACAGCAUCAUCGGCCUGCAAAUUUUGGGGGGCAGGGGAUGUUUAUUUGAUGUCAAAAAUAAAUAUUUUUUUUUGGUACUCA
Molecule: messenger RNA, 3109 nt
Organism: Myiozetetes cayanensis
Lineage: Eukaryota; Metazoa; Chordata; Aves; Passeriformes; Tyrannidae
Product: translation initiation factor IF-2-like
Exons: 3
Coding region: 1-1410 (469 amino acids)
Biological process (GO): protein autophosphorylation
Cellular component (GO): cytoplasm
Molecular function (GO): ATP binding; protein serine/threonine kinase activity
Source: RefSeq, a predicted model, not a curated record